GUAAUUUAAAAUUCACCUCCAAUAAGUAACUCGAAGUUACGAAAUGGUCCAAAUCUGGGAUUAAACUGAGAUUUACAAAAGCCUGAAAGCAGCGAAACAGAAUGAACUCAAUUUGUCUCUUUGAAUUUGAUCACAAAAGAUUCAACAAAGGCAAAAGGCCAACGCGAAAAACAUGAUCAACAAACAGCAACCUUAAUCCAAACCACAAUCUUUGUCACAAAGAAAGUAUGGAUUUCUUAACACAAUGCUAUAUUUAACCUCCAUCAUCCUCUUCUCCUCUUCUUUCAGAGACGACAAAAAUCACACCCAUUAAUCCCUCCAAUUUUGAAUAUGGAGAAGAAAUUCCAGUACAGAGAUAUUGAUCUGUUUUUGCAGCAUCCCUACUGGGUAUUGCUUGUUCUAGCGCUAGGCUUCUUAAUAAUGGACCCUUUUGAAAUGAGUCCUGUUGGAGGCUUGGAUUUUAGGCCUGUCAGAAAUGAUGUUGCGCCAUUUGACCAGGUCAUGAAGAAUUGGCCAGGCGACAACCGGAGCCGAUUAGGACAGGGGAAUCUGGAGUUUGUCGACGAAAUUUUUGGACCCGAAUCGCUUGAAUUCGACGCCUUAGGCCGCGGCCCUUAUGCCGGCCUGGCUGAUGGUCGCGUCGUAAGGUGGAUGGGAAAAGAUGAAGGAUGGGAAACAUUUGCUUUAGUAACUCGAAACUGGUCCGAGAAGGUUUGUGCUAGAGGGAAAGAUUCAACAACGAGCAAGCAAUGGAAAGUAGAGCCAGAUUGUGGAAGACCAUUAGGCCUGAGAUUUGACAAAGAAACUGGAAACUUGUACAUUGCAGAUGCUUAUUAUGGUCUGUUGGUUGUCGGCCCUGAAGGAGGGAUUGCAACUCCUUUAUCAACUCAUGUGGAUGGCAAACCAAUUCUUUUCGCAAAUGAUCUCGAUAUCCAUAAAAAUGGAUCCAUUUUCUUCACAGACACCAGCAAGAAAUACGACAGAGUAAGACAUUUCUUCAUAUUACUGGAAGGUGAAUCCACCGGCCGGCUGUUGAGAUAUGACCCUCCAACCAAAACAACUCAUGUAGUCUUAGAAGGUUUGGCAUUCCCAAAUGGAGUUCAAUUAUCCAAAGAUCACACUUUUCUUCUUUAUACAGAAACAACUAAUUGCAGGCUAAUGAAGUUCUGGAUAGAGGGUCCCAAAUCAGGCACAACAGAACUGGUUUCAAACCUGCCUGGAUUCCCAGACAACGUAAGGAUUAACGAGAAUGGUGAGUUCUGGGUAGCCAUUGAUUGCUGCCGGACCAAAAUACAAGAGAUCAUGAUUCGGAAUCCAUGGAUGAGGAACAUGUAUUUCCGGCUACCGAUCCCAAUGAGGUACUUGGCUAAGAUGGUUGGGAUGAGAAUGUAUACAGUGAUUUCAUUGUUCAACGAGGAAGGCGAGAUUGUGGAUGUGCUUGAAGACAAGCAAGGGAAAGUGAUGAAGCUAGUGAGUGAAGUUAGGGAGACCAAUGGGAAACUCUGGAUUGGAACUGUGGCUCAUAACCACAUUGCCACCAUUUCUUACCCCUGAAAAGCCCAUUUCAAGUCACAUUUCAUUAAUUUGGUGAAAUUAAUCUUUCUGUUGCUUCUGUUCUUCAAUUGAACAAUCUUACUGUUUCCAGAAAACAGAAAAUUUGUUGUUGCAGUGAUUGGUUUGCUUUUCAAGACACAAGUUUAACUUACCAUAAAUUUUGUUCAUUUUCUUUUAAUCGCACUCUCCAAUAUCCAUAAAUUUGCUUUCUUUUUAAAUUGAUUUGCAUGAGUGAAGUGACGGAGAAAAUAUUUUGCAAGGACAAAAACUCUUUACAAAGUCAUUUAUUCUAAACUUUUGG
Molecule: messenger RNA, 1855 nt
Organism: Oldenlandia corymbosa var. corymbosa
Lineage: Eukaryota; Viridiplantae; Streptophyta; Magnoliopsida; Gentianales; Rubiaceae
Source: the annotation of a GenBank genome assembly